CUGACGUCACAAAAAUUCCUUAUGUAUUGUGUUGAAAAUCGUUGUCAUUUAUGUAAUAGAUGAUUUAAAGAUAUACUCUCGUUGAAUGUAUUUUAUCGUUACUAUCUGACUAGCUUAAAGCAUUGUUUGGAUAUCAUGUAACUUCACUACUGAAUUAUUUCAGUAUUUGCAUUUUUUUUUCAUUCAUAUAAAAUUUAAAAAACACAAAACUAGUAUGAUCAACAUGCAAUGACAGAUAUAAAUGUACAUGUAGUAGAUGUUAUCGGUAUAAUAUUAUGAGUUGCAGUAGAUACUGUUUAAUCAAAUAAAGUGGUAAUCAUAAACAGGUAAGUACAGAAAUCAGUGGGAAAGUGAAAUACCUUUUAUCAAUGCACUCCCAGUACGACAGAUAACGUGUUUUCUGUUUGUUUGUUUUUUUCGAAAACCACAAGCUUGAAAUGGGGUUUAAAUAUCGUUAUGCUUCAAUGGAUGACUGAGCACGAACCACGACACUAUGAGUAACUAUUACGCAUUAAAACCCUCGGAAGCCCCAGAUCUUUCCAGUGUCGUGAAACCCCAUCAAUGACUUUCCACAAUCAACAUUUCAAAACGAAAUGGAUAUUAUUUUGAGUUUUGUUCUUUUAACGGAAUUGUCUUUAUCAGCGUGUUCCUUUGUUAACAUUGCGCUGAAUAGACCUGCACGGCAGCAACACCCGGUAACCGGUAAGCCUUGGGGUGCUGACCGGGCGGUUGACGGGCGGUAUUCAGACCUGUCUAUUACUGGGGGACAGUGUACGAUUACUGAAUACGGACACACAACGGCGACUUUGCACGUGGACUUGGGAGGAGUCCACAGUGUCCAUCACAUCUUUAUACAAUACAGAACAGAUAAUAUCGCCUGGAAUGGUCAACAUCCGUACACUGCAAGAUUUCUUGGAUUUUCUGUUUACUUAUCAAAUACAAUGGACAUUAAGGACGGGGUUGUGUGCUUUCAUGACACCAAAUAUACAAGAGAAACGAUCCCUAACCCUACCAAUAUAACAUGCCCUAAGGACACGUACGGGAGAUAUAUUAUAUAUUAUAACAACAGGACUCACCCCCCGAUUCCAGCCGACUACCACCAAUUCGCUUUCAACGAGUUGUGUGAAUUGGAAGUAUAUGGAUGUCCAAGGUCAGGGUUUUAUGGAGAGAAUUGUUCAUUACCUUGCUCUCAGUAUUGCCAGGGGGAAAACUGUAACCUUAUUGAUGGGACGUGCUCUGUUUGUGUUGAUGGAUACACAGGAGCCAAAACAGCAUGGCAGAAAUAUCCUUAUUCUUAUAAACAAGAAUGGGGAGCGAAUCGUGCUGUGGACGGGCGGAAAUCUGAUCUGUCUGUUUUUAAAGGACAGUGUGUGAUUUCAGCAGACAGAAAAUUCACAGCAGAAUGGUUCGUAGAUCUGGGAGAAAUGCUCAGUAUACAUCACAUCUUCAUACAGUACAGGACGGACAACAAUGUUUGGGACGAAAGUAACGCAUACACUGGUAGAUUCUUGGGAUUUUCGGUAUACAUAUCGAACACAACGAACAAAGAUGACGGGACAUUAUGUUUUAAGGACACCAGCUAUACCAGAGCCACGAUACCUAAUCCUACAAACAUAUCGUGUAUCACACACGGAAGAUUCGUCAUCUAUUACAACGACAGGACCCACCCUCCGUAUCCUGCUGGGUAUUCUAUGUUCGCAUUCAACGAACUCUGUGAAGUGGAAGUGUAUGGGUGUCCUGUUAUAGGAUAUUACGGAAUGAAUUGUUCGUUACCAUGUCCGCUGAACUGUCAGGAAGGUCACUGUAACAUUGUAGAUGGAACGUGUUUAGGUUGCAUUGCCGGUUUCAUUGGAUCGCAAUGUAAUAAAGAGUGUGAUGGAGGCAAGUUUGGUCAAGACUGUAACAACAAAUGCGGGAACUGCUCGCAGAAUGAACAGUGUCACCAUAUUAACGGCUCCUGUAUGAACGGGUGUAAUCCGGGGUAUUAUGGAUCCUAUUGUUCAAAAAAGUGUGAUGGAGGCAAGUUUGGUCAAGACUGUAACAACAAAUGCGGAAACUGCUCGCAGAAUGAACAGUGUCACCAUAUUAACGGCUCCUGUAUGAACGGGUGUAAUACGGGGUAUUUUGGAUCCUAUUGUUCAAAAAUUGAGGAUGAUGGAAACACGUCGAUUACUCUGUAUUUUACGAUAGCAACUUUUUCUGUCUCAAUUGUGAUCAUCAUCAUACAGUUUAUCUAUAUAAUCAUACGGAGCAAACAAAGAAAAAAACAUAAGAGGAGAAAAACAUAUGAACAAACCAGAAACGAAAACGUGUUUACACAGGAUAUUGGUGGUUACGAGUCGAUGCUUAGUGGACCCGAGGACAACUACCAGGAAUUAGCCACAGUUACUGCACAUUGA
Messenger RNA from Magallana angulata, 2399 nucleotides. RefSeq names its product multiple epidermal growth factor-like domains protein 11. The record is from RefSeq and is a predicted model, not a curated record. Gene Ontology annotation, molecular function: scavenger receptor activity. The transcript is spliced from 11 exons. Bases 594 to 2399 code for a protein of 601 amino acids. Lineage: Eukaryota; Metazoa; Mollusca; Bivalvia; Ostreida; Ostreidae.